Messenger RNA from Aphanomyces astaci, 521 nucleotides. RefSeq lists its product as hypothetical. The record is from RefSeq and is a predicted model, not a curated record. The transcript has a single exon. Bases 23 to 355 code for a protein of 110 amino acids. Lineage: Eukaryota; Oomycota; Saprolegniomycetes; Saprolegniales; Verrucalvaceae.
CUCGACAAGACAAGCUGGCAGCAUGUUCAAUCCACUCGUGACCAUGGUGUGGCUGUGCGUCGGCUACAUUGUCGGGCGCGUGGACGUGGCGUGGUAUGUCCGUGCUUUCUGUCGUGAGAUCUACACACUCCCGCCGUCGCACAAGGGGUGGGUCGCGGGGUGCCUCGUGGUGCUGAUCGGAGUGUACGUGCUCCUGCUCGUGCCGCUCUUAGCCAUCGCGUCUCGGGAAGCCAAGAGCAGCGGACACAACCCUGCGAUUGUGCCCACGUCGUUCCGCAGCGAGAUCCGUCGACGGGGAAGUUACAGCAUGAACUACAUCAACGACAUCAAGUCGCAUGUUCUCGCGCGGUCGUAGUCGGUAUCGUCCAUUCCUCCGCCUCAAACGACCCGUCUGUCUGCAGCAUGAUGGCAAUCCUUCGAAGGAUGCUGCCGGUGUAUGUGCUCUUUUCACGUUGACCAACGAACUCCACACGCCAAGAAGGCAGCGUAACCAACUCAAAUAUCUAUCACAUCGACAUGUA